UAUGGAAGUAUAUAUCAAAACACUGAAGUUCCAUUUAAAUAUACUGAUGGUCAUAUUACAAUAUUCAAGAUAUAUUCCCGGAUGGAAUUUACGAACAUCAACUGCACUGCAAUGGAUCCGAAAGUCGGGGAGUUCGAUUACUGCUAUCUGAAGUCUGUGAAUCGCUCCUAUAAAUAUUUCUCCGCAAGAUAUAAACUUUAUGUUCUUCCCGUCAAGGCUAUGAGGAUAAAUGUUUCAUUGUGGAAGAGAUAUAAUGGUUAUAAGCCCUUUCUAUACAAUGUUACUUUUGAUGCCUGCAAAUACCUUGGCAACAUCAACUCCAAUCGUGUGAUCAAGUUCUUUUACGAAACGUUUGCGGGCUUCUCCAAUGUGAACCACACAUGUCCCUACAAUCAUGAUAUCAUUAUAGAAAAGCUUCCGACUGACUUCGUCAAUCAACGGGUAACUGAAAUUCUUCAAUUUCCUGAAGGGGACUAUCUCGUUGAAUUACGUUGGAUUCGUUCCGGAAAUUUAAGUGCAAUGUUCAGAUUAUAUGGAACCCUCUCUUAAA
This is a messenger RNA of Drosophila obscura, 550 nucleotides long. RefSeq lists its product as uncharacterized. The record is from RefSeq and is a predicted model, not a curated record. The coding region runs from base 82 to 549 and encodes 155 amino acids. Lineage: Eukaryota; Metazoa; Arthropoda; Insecta; Diptera; Drosophilidae. The transcript is spliced from 3 exons.